Micropterus dolomieu (smallmouth bass) is the source of this 5711-nucleotide messenger RNA. It is a transcript of the gene radil, whose product is annotated as Ras association and DIL domains. Gene Ontology annotation, biological process: substrate adhesion-dependent cell spreading; neural crest cell migration; signal transduction. Gene Ontology annotation, molecular function: GTPase binding. Gene Ontology annotation, cellular component: microtubule. The record is from RefSeq and is a predicted model, not a curated record. The transcript is spliced from 22 exons. Bases 471 to 4034 code for a protein of 1187 amino acids. NCBI's taxonomy places the organism in Eukaryota, Metazoa, Chordata, Actinopteri, Centrarchiformes, Centrarchidae.
GCUCAGCACACUCGGGUGCCAGAGCAGGUGCGCCGAGGUGAGGCAACGCGGAGAGCUCGGGUGUUUCCGUUGCGGCUCGGCAGUAUGGAUGUGGGAAUGCGGUUGCCGGAGCCAUCGGGCAUUGCUGGACACUCGGUGGAGAUGUGCGUACAGAAACAGGAGCCCUCAGCGGUUGGCUGUAGUCCACGUUAACGGGCUGUUUUGGGGAUGUGGUUUGGAUCCCCGGACGGCUGGGUGUCGCUCGGAACAGGGCAGCUGGGGUUUAUUUCCCCCAUUUUCCCGGGGAUUUUCUAUCUUGUAGGGGAGACGGAAUGAGAGAGAAGCCAAGAAGGAUUCCCCAGCACUAUGGAGCCACGCAUUGCAGGCAGCGUGACAAUGAAAUAAAAUGCAAAGCAUCUGACACUCAACUGUAAACCUUUACCUGGUGCUGCUGCAGGACUGACGAUACGUGACAGCAUCAAGAUCUACUAAUGUCCCACAAUUGUGGAGUUUGUGAAGCCAACAGCAGCAUCAUGUUCUACGGUUCUUCCUCUGGGGCCAGUAUGUCCCUACCAUCCAAGAGCCGCCUGAAACGCCAGAGCAGGACCUUCACACAGGUCCUGUACCGCACUCUGAGUUACAGAGACCGUGUCCCAGUAGAAACUGGAACAAACACUCGUGGGGACAGGCGCUCCACGAACGAUCCCCCAGAGCGACCGGCGGACGACCCAGCUGAACUCUCCACACAGAGCUCGGCCCCUGGGGUGCUGAAGAUUUUUGGAGAUGAAAUUUGUGCUGGUGCCAACUACAAGAGCGUCCUGGCCACGCCACACUCCAGUGCUCAGGAACUGGUCAAAGAGGCACUCGAGCGUUACUCGCUCAACAAGAACGCUGCCCACUCGUACGUCCUGUGCGACGUGAUCGGGCAUUUUGAGGGGGGAGGCGGGAUAGGAGGUGGCGGGUGGCGAACUGAAUGCUUGCGUGCGCUGGGGGACAAUGAAAAGCCACUGUUGCUCCAAGAGCUGUGGAAACCCAGAGAAGGACACGCUCGCAGAUUUGAGCUGCGCAGGAGAGCAGAGGUGGAGGAACUCAACGCCAAGGAGAAGGACACCAUCACUGCUGAUAUUAAUGCUCAGGCUCGUAAGCUCCAGAGGAACAGGGCGAAGGGGACGCUGACCCUGCCACGGUCAAGCAACUCAUCCUUCUGCCGCAGCCUCAGCGAGACCAGCCUCAACCAGCUGGGAGUGGGAGAGGAGCCCAAACGUUAUUACUCCACCCUGCCAGGGCCCUUAAGGUGUCGAGAACGUGAGGCGGCCUCCAGCAGCCGGAGGAAAGAAGAGGGGAGUCAGGGGGGAGGAGGGGUGAGGCACUCGCUUUACCAGUCCCCUCACAUCCUGCUGCUACAGGGAUACAAUCAGCAGGACUGUUUGGUGUACCUGCUGAACAGAGAGCAGCACACAGUCGGUCAGGAGACUCCGUCAGCUCGCCCCAACAUCUGCCUCUUUUCUCCUGACAUCCUGCCCCUCCACUGCCGCCUGCGCAGAGUCCCCGCACCCCGUCGUCAUGCCAAUAACAACAACAAGGGUGAAAAGCUGGUUGAGAGUCAGCGGUUCUCCGUUGCUGUGGAGCCAGUGCUCCACGCCACAGUUCUGGUGAACUUUUCCCGCUGCGAGCGCUCCACCACGCUGCGUCACGGUGACCUCCUCUCCUUUGGAGCACAUUACAUCUUCCUGUACAAAGACCCCACGGGCGCUAAGCCUUUGCCGGCUCAGACCUUGGCACGCCUUCGCUCCCUGGGGCAGCUUUACGAUACAGGGGUGGAGGAGGGAGACAGUCAGACAUGUAAGAUGUGUGGUUCUGUGCUGAAGGACAAAGCAGCACAGGUGUCAAGUGCUCCGGCAGUCAGACGCAGCUUCAAACCUCACCUGAUAAAAUCCCGCAGUGGAGCGCCUGCGGUGGGAGGGCCCCUUGGUUUGUCAGGAGGGGAAGGAGGAGGAGGAGGAGGAGGAAGAGGAUGUCAGAAAAGAAGGCUACAGCUGGAUUUUGAACAGGCUCACGAAGACCAGCUGUUAAACAGGAUUGUGUCUCUUAUAGAACCUGGAGGAGAUGACCAUAAGCUGACACCUGCCUACCUGCUGUGUCUGUGCAUACAACACUCUGCAUCAACCUUCCCACCCGGGAGUUUUGGAAAACUGUUGCUGAAGAUUGUACGACGAAUCCAGACCAUUGCAUGGGAGAAGACAAAGGAGCUGGCUCAGAAGCAAGCUCAGCACCAGGACCCGGCCUCCCUGUCUCUGCUCAGUAUCUCAGACUUGGUACCAGACCUGCAGACCAUAUUCUUCUGGAUGUCUAACUCCAUCGAGAUCCUCUACUUUAUACAGCAAAGAGCACCAGCAUACACACACAGCAUAGAGACACUGCAAGGGUCAAAGGAGUCGUUGCUAUCGGCAACCAUAUCAGCCAAUGAGGAGGCAAUGACUAUCUUGGAAGAAGUGAUCAUGUACACUUUCCAGCAAUGUGUCUACUAUAUCACCAAGGCUCUUUAUGUAGUGUUACCAGGGUUGUUAGACUGUAAUCCAUUCCCGGUCGACAGCUCUGAGCCCUGUUGGAAAGGAGGUGUAGGGUUUCCAGAACCCAUACGCAGGGUCCUGCAGGUGUUUCAGAAUACCCAGGAGCUCUUGCAGGGCUACCAGGUCCACCCGGAGAUCCAGGCUCAGAUGUUUGCAUACCUCUUCUUCUUCUCCAAUGUGUCGCUAUUUAACCAGAUGAUGGACAAAGGUCCAUCUCGGGGUUGGUUCCAGCGCUCCAAGGUGUUGCAGAUUCAGGCGUGUUUGCGGAUGGUGAUGGAGUGGGCGAGCAGGUCGGGUCUGGGACAUCUGGCUGACAAAUUCUUCACCAAGCUCAACAGCACUGUGUCCAUUCUUGCCACACCCCCUCAACAGCUCACACAGUUGAGUUGGCGAGCUUUGUCCAGUGAGCACCCGACUCUGAAACCUGUCCAGCUGCACAGGAUUCUCACCCAGUACCAGCUCACAGCAGAGAUAGGCCCAGUCCCAACGUGGCAAGCCAGCAGCGAGGACGAGGCAUAUAUAUACAGAACAGUGGACCUCCUGGAGAGCUUUGAGAACCACCCUCCCAUUGUGCUGCCCAGCGCCGGCUUUAGAGUGGACCUGGACAACGAGUGUGUAGAAGACAGUAUCUACAGACAGCUGCUUUACAUCCGCCACUACCUGUGGGGGCUACGCACCAAGACGCAAACACACACCAACACUCCCAGUGUGCAUACACACUCCAACGGAACCAACACAGCUGAUUGGCCGGACGUUCAGAGAGAGUUAUUGCCUCCGGCCCACAGCAGUCCCCGCUCUGGGGGUCCUGGGGACGAGGUGACGGCAGAGACAGGAGAGGAGAGAGGACGGGACAGACCCUCAGGCCAGUCACACACACACAGCCUCAGAAGGAAUGGCACCAUCCACCACCCUCGAACUGCAAAUCCAGACCCGUCCUGCCUCUUGACCCCUCCCCACACCCCGCUGUACCCGGACGGAGGAGGAGGAGGGGGAGGGGGGGGGGCUGGGCCGAUCAUAGGCCCCAACACCCAGACAAACGGCUGCACCAGCAGAACUGUGGCAGAAAGUAAAAAGACAAACGGACUCAUCACCAAUGGACUGGAGGGGUGUAUUAGUGGGUGUGAGUUUCCUUUCCCUGUAUCCUCCCCUGGCGCCCCUCCCCUUCCUGAUGACUUGUGUGUGGUGUUUGUAGUGGAACUGGACAAGGGACCCUACGGACUAGGCAUGGGACUCAUAGACGGCCUGCACACUCCUCUCAACGCUCCAGGCAUUUACAUCCGGACUCUAAUCCCUGAUGGACCUGCGGCCUCCGAUGGCAGACUGAGGAUCGGUGAUCGUAUCCUGGCUGUUAACGGGACCAGUCUGAUAGGAGCAGACUAUCAGAGCGCGGUGGAUCUGAUACGCCUGGGAGGAGGCCGCCUACGUUUCCUGGUGGCCAAGUCCGACCCCGACGUCUCAGAGAAGAUCAGUGCCUCCUCCUGCUGACCAUCUCUGAGCAACCGCUGCCCAACUAAGACGAGCACAACACACUACACGGGACUGGAGAGAGGGGGCACUGUACCCAUUUGGAGGGUUGGAAGUUAGAGGGCCGCUGGUAACCACCCGCACCAUGGUGACAGAGGACUGAGGGGGGUUCUGGAGCACGUGGAUGGGCUGGAUUUGGCCACCACCUGGAACUAAAGCAAGAGCUUUCCCCGGGCCUGAGGACAUGACAGUCGGGUGAGGGGGUGCAGCCAUGAUGACAUGCUGAGCACUGACUGGAGAUCCUACGUAGAGACAGACACAUACAACAAUUUACCUGUUUCACAAUGUCAAUGAAAGCCUUCUUGUGUGUGUCUUUGAAUGUAUUUUAUGUGUAUAUAUCUGUGUCUGAGUGCAGGCUCACCUGGGGCACUCUGAGAGUACCUAUACUCAGGUACAGAUGCCAGUUUGUUAGCCAGCUGUUCAUGGUGGUCAUGGGAGAUAGGAGAGCCUUCCCUGCUCAGACAUUCAGGAGUCUGCAGCCCGCUGGAUGGAGGAGAAAGUAGUCCCUGGUGGGUCGGGGAUGCAGGGGCACUCCUGAAAAAGAAUGUAAGAAGGCAGAAGGAAAAGGCGAGAGAGAAAAGACAUCCAUCAAUACAUCAAGAGACUUUAUACAGAGCUCCAUCACUGCCAGUAGCUUCUGCUGAACACAUUUACCUAGAAAUUAGACUUACUUUGUUCUAUCCAAUCAAAUGAUAGCCAGGAGCAAAAGCAGAGAGAAGGGAGCAAAGGUUAACUGAGUUACAUCAGAAGCGACAGAGCAUGACCGAGUGUGCCUGACUAGUCUUGUAUGUGUGUGUGUGUGUGUGUUUACCUAGAAGAGAGAGGUCCAAAUGGCGUCCUAAAGCAUGCCACCCCUCUUUGCCGUCUUUUCCUGAAGGCUUGCUCUACUAGCUUGCUCUCAGAAGCAGAAUCCACACGCCAAAAACUCCCUUUCCCAGGCUCAUCCUGAGAGCGGGCCACUUUCAGAAAGUAGCGGUUGAGAGACAGGUUGUGUCUGAUCGAGUUCUGGAGGAAGGCAAAAUAAAUAGAAGUAUUUUACCAGUGGAGACAGAAAUUUCAAUUUGAAAGAUGUCAAAGAACUUAUAUUCUAUGGCCUAUGACCCUAAACAGGACAUUUCAGGUCACAAUUUCUGUCUCUUCUUAUGAAAAGACAGUAGCUGUCCAAUAUAACUGUUAUAGUAAGUCUUCCAAAGUCAUCAAAUAACCUUAAUCUUCUAAAUUAUACUAGGAUAACCUUCACAUACUCUGUGGCUGUGAAUAGCCGCGCCAUUGGGGGUGGGUCAAAGGGUACAGAUGACCCCGGCCCAAAGGCCCAGGGGGUGCCCAUGCAAAGGUCUAUGGUUGACCCUUAAAUGGGAUCAAGUACAACAAUUUAGUUACCAACCAAUAUCAAUGCCAUUCUAAUGUCUUUCAAUAUAGUUAUUGUUAUAAUUAAAACACAUGGUGCAGUUGAAACACAUGAUGACAUAAGAUGUGCUGAAUACACACACAUGUACCGUUAAUGUGAAGUGAACUGACUACCUAGGCAAAAAAUACCUCAACUAAAAAUCAGGGGCUCAAAAAAGAAAGCCAGAGAGAACAAGAAAGUGAAAGAAUCAGAGACAAUGGCAAAAUUUCUGGCCAAAAAAAAAAACAAAA